Molecule: messenger RNA, 908 nt
Organism: Fomitopsis serialis
Lineage: Eukaryota; Fungi; Basidiomycota; Agaricomycetes; Polyporales; Fomitopsidaceae
Exons: 5
Coding region: 208-813 (201 amino acids)
Molecular function (GO): metal ion binding
Source: RefSeq, a predicted model, not a curated record
CGUCCAAGGGCCAACGCACCUCCGGAGAAGGCACGGCGGGAUCAACCGGUGGCGAAGAACCCACGACAAGACCUCGAGAUAUCCGCCGACAGAAACGAGGCGCUGCAAGAAGCACUCGUCGCGGUGUCGGCGGCUAGGGCUACGUUGCAGCAUGAACUUGAGGCAGCCUACAAGGCUUCAGAUGAGUUCUUACAGCAGUUGUCCUCCAUGACCCAGGAACGGGACAGUUUACAGCUCAUUGUUCAGGAAGGGCACGAGCACAGGGUGAAGACGCAGGACAUCGAACAGUUACAAGAAGAAGCACGACAACGCGAGGGCACUGUUGUGGCUGCCAGAAGGUUGACGGACGUACUGCAGAGCGAUACAACAUGCACGGUGUGCACUUUACGGAUGUGGCUACCCUAUGUUUUGCCCUGUGGCCACUCGGCGUGCCAAUUGUGCCUGCGCGAGUGGUUCAGCGAGGCCCUGAUGCAACACCUGGAUCGCAACCCUCAGUUAGAGUUGCCGAAUCUGCAGCCAUACCGCGAAGCUCUCCGCAACGCCGAACUACCAAGGGCAGAUCGGGAGCGCAUCAAAGCAGAGCUCGUCGACCUUUUGAAGGCCUACCCUACCCCGCAUUACACAUGCCCGAUUUGUCGACAGUCGAUCAAGACAAAGCCGAUCGAGGAUAUCGCUCUCAGGAGCAUUGUAUGUGCUGUCGCCAACGCGCUUGGAGAAGAGGACCCAAUGACAACGCACGGAGGGGACGAAGGAGUUCGCAGCAAUUGGGACGGGUUCUUCCUGCCUACGGCAUCUGAUCUCGAGCUCGAGUAAUACUGCCCAGUAAUGCACGCUGUUAUAUUCAUGUAUCAUGUGUAUUACGAUGGCGCCUACCCAGUCGUCCUUCCAGCACCAGCCUGAGUCCGUAU